AUGGAAACGCCAACCGUGCCGAUCAACUUUGUCCCCGCAAAGGCCGGCGAGACGUUCAAGCUGGGCACCAUCACCAUCCGGAUCAUGGAGGACGGGUCAAGGACAGGUGCUGCCGAGUUCACCGUCCCGCCUCAUACUUCAGGACCCCCACCGCAUUGGCACGAGAUGCACGACGAAACCUUCCUCGUAACCCAAGGCACGCUCCGAUUCCACGCCUUGAACGGCACGACCGUCGACGCCCAGCAGGGCGACUACGUGACGGUGCCGCCGAGGGCGCCGCACACUUUCAGCAACCCCUACGACGCCGAGGCCAAGUUCUUCAACACGUACACGCCAGCGUUUUACAUUGAUUAUUUCCGCCUGCUGGCCAAGAUGAGUGAGGCCGGCCAGCCCAUGAAUCCCGAGGCGAAUAGGAAGGCCAUGGCGCCUCAGCCUAUUGCCCCCUAUAUGGCUCAGUAUUAUAAGCCCCGGCCUAUAGCCGCUAUAUGGCUCAGUGUUGGUGUCGGUGUCGUGUCUACCUACCUACCUACGCAGCCGGCGGGCCGGUUUGGGUUCUCCGUACAGUAA
Molecule: messenger RNA, 567 nt
Organism: Cladophialophora carrionii CBS 160.54
Lineage: Eukaryota; Fungi; Ascomycota; Eurotiomycetes; Chaetothyriales; Herpotrichiellaceae
Exons: 5
Coding region: 1-567 (188 amino acids)
Source: RefSeq, a predicted model, not a curated record